Messenger RNA from Exophiala oligosperma, 2360 nucleotides. RefSeq lists its product as uncharacterized. The record is from RefSeq and is a predicted model, not a curated record. Lineage: Eukaryota; Fungi; Ascomycota; Eurotiomycetes; Chaetothyriales; Herpotrichiellaceae. Bases 328 to 1392 code for a protein of 354 amino acids. The transcript has a single exon.
GCCUGUUUCGUCCAUCCCCGCCAUUUCCGCCCUCGCCCUUCCCUCUACCCUGAAUCUCAUCCAUACUCUCAUUUCCAUCCUCUCUUCCUCUCUCUCGCAAGGCGUGCACGCCACUUCCCUCGUUGGGACCGCCUUCGCAUUCGCACGAAAAGAAUAAAACACUCAAUCUCUCAUCAGGGUUUCUUUGAUUUCUUCUUCCCAUCUCUCCUACUGGACUCACCUCGCCUUCUGCUUAUUCGAUCAUCUCUCUUCACUACCCGUACAUGUUCCCGUCAGAGACGACGACGCUACAAUAGAACCCAGAAUCAGAUCGAUAUCCAAUUCAUAAUGCCGACAAUAUUGUUACCCGCCUCUGCUGCUGCCUUUGCCCCGCGAUCGACAUGCAAUGUGGUGCUCAACACCAAAGUGGAACCGUGGCUGACGGCCACCCUCAAGAGAAUCAACAAGAUCAAGCGCCCGCUCAACAGUGUUCCGCAGCACACGAAAUGUUUGACCGAGACGCUCUCCUCGCCGAAUGCCAUCUGGUCAUUGUGUUCCAUCAUGGUCUCCAAGGCACCGGAAGCCGAGUUACGGACAGACUCAAAUCCGCUGGUGGAGGCCUUGUUCAACUAUCAACUAAUCCACAUCGAAGCCUACGUCGUACACGUCGACAUGGUGUCGCAGAACGAGGUCGCCUUCAAGCUUACCCAAGACACGAUUGAUUCGCUGGUCGAGUAUCAUAAAGAUGUCUUCUCCGUCGACACGGCGGCAAAGACCUGGUCAUGGUCCGAGAAGGAAGCACAACUGAAAAAGUUGCAGGACGAGUUUGUCCAAGCUGCCAACAAAUUUGUCUAUAGGACGAAUGUCCAUGCCUUGGAGGGCAUGGAAGAAGAUGGUGCCGGCGAACUCCUGUGUGGGCGGAGCGACGAGGUUCGCGCCGCCGUCAUGGGGCUCUACGUUCCGCUUCUACCGCCUCCACCGAGGAUUGUAGAUGUCGUCCGCCCGACCCCGCUGCUUCCAAGCUCGACAGGCGCAGAACAGUGGUGGCCCUCGCAACAUAUGCAGGCCAUCCAACCUGCGCCCGUCGAGGCGUGGAAGAUUAUCCCGUCGAGCCCAAGUCCAGUCUCGUCCUGUGACUCGAACCAGAACAUUUGGACGGGGGUGGGCAUGCACGAAAUUCAGCUGCCGUCACCAACACCUUCCUUCAGCCAGCCGUACUCUUCAGCUGCUUAUAGCGCGCCGCAAUACUACAGCUCUCCAGCUUACAGCACUCCGUCGAGCGCAUCGUCCUUCGCACCGCUCCCUCUCCCCAGUAUGUUGACUCAACAGCCGUGCAGUACAUCUGCAAGCCUGAGCACAUUCGGGUGGGAUCGUUAUCAAGAAUACACGAUGCCUUAUGCGACGGCCAUGUGACGAUGAACAGUGGAUGUGGACAUUGCCUUUAACACUGCACACCAUGAUACCAGGCAACAGCGCUCUUGAUAUUGCAGUCUUCCGAACAAAGACGAUCACAAAAGCAAGCGGGAAUUUAUAGCCUUGAGCAUCACCAUUAGAGUUUCUGAUCUUGAUUUUAGCGACACAAGGAUACCACUCUGCAUUUGACAUGGGAAUAUUGGAAUAAUACGGUACGGGGAACGGGGUUUGAUUUUCCAGCAAGCGUGGGGAUUUUGAUUCUACUCUGCUUUUGCUUUUGUUUGUCUUGUUGUGGGAUUUGGAAACGCUCCGAGCAUACCCCAGCGCAGGUCGGCUGGUUGGCAUAUAUAUGAUAUCCCUGGGUUGGAUACAGUCCCUUAUUUUUCGCAAGAACGGAAAGCCUCACGGCUGGUAUGGGAGGUUUGGGAUAUAUGCAUGGAUUUCUUAUUUGAGUCGGGGUGAGAGUCACUUCUUUUUGUCAUUGGGCUAGUCUCGUUGAUGAGAGAGCGCGACACGCCUGUUUGGACCGAAGACUUGUUGUCACUGGUUGCCAACAAUUCAAGGUCUGAGCACCGACACGGUGGUGAGCUAUCACAUCGGGCAUGUGGUACUCAGUGCCGUACUGCAGGACAUCUCUUUGCUUGUUUCGUGGAACGAGUCGUGGCUGGAAGUUAUACCAUGCCUGUGGCAGAGAAUGACAACCAUCGAAGUCCGUGACUUUGUGGGCAGCUAUGACAGUUCGACGGGAGUGGCAAAGACGAUGGAGUGUGGUAUAUAGGGUCAUCUCCUAUAUCUUCGGCCUGGAGUCGAGGGAGCCUUUUCAGUCCAUUGAGUGGACGAGGAAUCUGAUGCUGGAACAUAAAGAGGCAUUUUGUGCUCGAUACAUAAAGAUAAUCUCAAACAAAUGUGAACAUCUUCUCCAGUGUUUGUGGGUUCUGCUCCAGGUGGUAUUUGUGGGCAUCAUCGUG